AUGAGCGCGCAAACGCUGUCGCCACCACAAGGAAAAGCACACCCACCGUUAUGCCCGACCGACAGCGAGGCGCUCGUGCCAAAUAGGGGAGAGGAUCAGAAAAGUAACCCAAAGAAAGCCAAGCUGGACAAGAAGAGCCCGGAAUAUGUGCUGAAGAGCGGACUGGCAGGAGGAAUAGCCGGAUGCGCGGCCAAAACCGUUGUUGGACCCCUCGAUCGCGUGAAAAUCCUCUUCCAGACCUCCAACCCGAACUUUGCAAAAUAUACCGGAUCAUGGACGGGCCUUCCGACAGCUAUACGGGACAUUUACGCGCAGGCUGGAAUGAGCGGUCUCUUCAGAGGCCAUUCGGCGACAUUACUGAGGAUAUUUCCAUACGCCGGCAUCAAGUUCCUCGCAUACGAACAGAUCCGCGCCCGUGUGAUUCCCAGCAAAGCUCAUGAAACUUCCACUCGAAGAUUUCUAAGCGGAUCCGCCGCUGGAAUAGUAUCCGUAUUUUUCACAUAUCCUCUAGAGGUCAUUCGAGUGCGGUUAGCCUUCGAGACCAGACAGCAAUCACAACACACACUGCGUAGCAUUUGCCGGAAAAUAUACAACGAACACCCGCCUGCUACUUCACACCACGCUUCCAACGUCAUAUCCGAGACCGCCGCGACUGUAGUCCAGAAAGCCACGCCCUCCUACGGGCUGGCGAAUUUCUACCGCGGAUUCUCUCCCACCCUCUUGGGCAUGAUCCCGUACGCCGGAGCCAGCUUCCUCGCACACGACACCAUGUCCGACUUCCUGCGGCGUCCUGCUUUCGCGGAAUUUACCACACUCCCUCACACCGAGCGCUCGGAAUCGUCGACAUCUUCGCAUAAGCCGGCCCAGCUCCGCGUCUGGGCCGAACUCAGCAGUGGCGGUUUCGCCGGCUUCGUAUCGCAGACUGUUUCGUAUCCCUUGGAAGUUAUUAGACGGCGUAUGCAGGUGGGCGGCGUAGUGGGCGACGGACGUCGUCUCGGCAUAGCGGAAGUCGCGAAGAGGAUACUCAUCGAGAAGGGGUGGAGGGGCUUCUUCGUCGGGCUGACUAUUGGCUAUAUGAAGGUCAUGCCGAUGGCGGCGACUGCCUUUUUCACCUACGAGAGGGGUAAAUAUUAUCUGGGAAUAUGA
This is a messenger RNA of Aaosphaeria arxii CBS 175.79, 1146 nucleotides long. RefSeq names its product mitochondrial carrier. Gene Ontology annotation, cellular component: mitochondrial inner membrane. The transcript is spliced from 2 exons. Bases 1 to 1146 code for a protein of 381 amino acids. Gene Ontology annotation, biological process: transmembrane transport. Lineage: Eukaryota; Fungi; Ascomycota; Dothideomycetes; Pleosporales. The record is from RefSeq and is a predicted model, not a curated record.